This is a messenger RNA of Dendronephthya gigantea, 1312 nucleotides long. RefSeq names its product carbohydrate deacetylase-like. NCBI's taxonomy places the organism in Eukaryota, Metazoa, Cnidaria, Anthozoa, Malacalcyonacea, Nephtheidae. Gene Ontology annotation, molecular function: deacetylase activity. Bases 41 to 970 code for a protein of 309 amino acids. The record is from RefSeq and is a predicted model, not a curated record. Gene Ontology annotation, biological process: carbohydrate metabolic process. The transcript has 3 exons.
UUCAUGGAAGUAUGGCUGAGAAUUUCAGAGAUUUACCAUCAUGAAACCGGAGCACUCAUUUAAUUCACUGAAAGGGAAUGACUUGUCAAGUUCAGAUGCCCCAAAACAUGAAUAUUUGAUAGUUACUGCAGAUGACUUUGGUUACUCCAUGCAAAGAGAUAAAGGAAUUAUACAAGCAUUUAAUAAUGGAAUUAUCACCCGAGCAUCGUUACUAGUUAACGGUCAAACUGCCCAAACAACUGCAGUGACACUUGCAGGAAAACAUGGGCUUCCGCUAGGCCUUCACCUCAACUUGACCGAAGGAAAACCAGUGCUUGAAAAUGAUGGUAGUUCAUUGAUGAGUGAAGGAACAGUGUACUUUCGUGGAAAAUUUGGAUUCAGAGAAGCAUUAUCACGUGGAGAAAUUGACAUGAUGCAUGUUAAAGAUGAAGUAGAAGCACAGAUAGAGACAUAUAUCAAACUUGUUGGAUACCCUCCUAACCAUGUUGACGGCCACCAACACAUUCACAUCUGUCCAGAGAUACGAGACACCAUCGCACAGGUCAUGAUCUCGUACUCUCUUCAUCAGAUACGCAUUCCACUCGAACCUCACCUGGCUAGUUGGUUUGAUGGCAACACUGUCUUCUAUAACCAUAUUUUCAAAGAAGCUAAAACUGCCAUGGAUGUCUAUAAUAAAUACCAAAUAAGGUAUCCGCAAGCGUUCAUGGGCAUAUCCCUGAUGGGAAAACACAUGACUACAGAGAGAAUCAUACAGACCUAUAAAGCAACAAGGACUGCCGCUCAUCAACGACCGUCCGUGUGCGAGUUCAUGGUGCAUCCUGGGUAUCCGUGUUUUGGAAAUCAAGGGGGUUGUGGUGAAGGGCCUGAUGAGUUCGCUCGCUCUGAAGAACGAGAGCACGAAUUAAACGUUUUGUGCGAUUCGGAAUUGAAACGCAUUUUGAAAGAGUUGGGCGUCGUGUUUAUAUCCUGAUGUUUUCCUACCGUAGAGGCAAAUAAUUCGAAUCAUUACAUGAAGUAUGCGCGGUCUACUCAUUACAUUGAGUAAGUGCCGUGAGAGUCAGUAUAUUUCCCGAUUACUAUCGCAGAUUACUAUCGCAUCUUGCCGGAUUACUAUCGCAUCUUGCCGGAUUACUAUCGCAUCUUGCCGGAUUACCAUCGCAUUGCGAAGCGGAUACAACAAACACAAAGUUCAGAAAUAAGAGAAAAUAAAAUUUAUUUUCAGUACUAGGUGAUAUAUUAAUAUAACCAUCAUUAUGAAGGUAUCAUUUUUAAUGGAAAAUCAUUUAUUUCAACCACAAAAUAAACUCUUAAU